This is a messenger RNA of Ictalurus punctatus (channel catfish), 442 nucleotides long. RefSeq names its product ribosomal protein, large P2 (gene rplp2a). NCBI's taxonomy places the organism in Eukaryota, Metazoa, Chordata, Actinopteri, Siluriformes, Ictaluridae. The record is from RefSeq and is marked provisional. Gene Ontology annotation, biological process: cytoplasmic translational elongation. Gene Ontology annotation, cellular component: cytosolic large ribosomal subunit; ribosome. Gene Ontology annotation, molecular function: structural constituent of ribosome.
GGAAACUGCAGCGUGUCCAACGUUUCGUGUCUUUCAUAGACUUAAAAAUGCGUUACGUGGCCGCUUACCUAUUAGCUGUGCUGGGUGGCAACACCAGCCCCUCCGCCAAGGAUAUCAAGAACAUCCUGGGGAGUGUAGGAAUCGAGGCCGAAGACGAACGUCUCAAUAAGGUCAUUAGUGAAUUAAAUGGCAAGGACAUCAAUGAAGUCAUGAAUGCAGGCCUCGCCAAGUUAGCCUCCGUGCCAGCAGGUGGUGCUGUGGCAGUCUCUGCUGCUGCUCCUGGUGCUGGGGCUCCUGCAGCUGCAGCAGCACCUGCAGCGGAAGAGAAAAAGGAAGAGAAGAAAGAAGAAUCUGAAGAGUCUGAUGAAGACAUGGGCUUUGGUCUAUUUGAUUAAUCUUUCUUGUUUUCCUUUAAAAAUAAUAAAAAAUGGAAAAUUGGUCU